Messenger RNA from Ciona intestinalis (vase tunicate), 2583 nucleotides. RefSeq names its product moesin/ezrin/radixin homolog 1-like. The record is from RefSeq and is a predicted model, not a curated record. NCBI's taxonomy places the organism in Eukaryota, Metazoa, Chordata, Ascidiacea, Phlebobranchia, Cionidae. Gene Ontology annotation, cellular component: cytoskeleton. Gene Ontology annotation, molecular function: actin binding.
AAGUAUCGGUGCUAGUAAAGAAUCAAGUAGGCAGAAAAGGUUUGGGUAUUUAAAAUAUAGAAAGUAACCCACUGUAUUUUAGUAUUUAUACAAAACGGGCAUUUCAUGUAUUAUAAGUUUCCCUAUUUGCUAAAGGAUUUAUGAGAUCUGCUGUAAAAUGCCGCUCAGUUUACUAAAAAAGAAAAAGAGGGGAAAGUUGCUUACUGUUCAAAUAUCAACUCUUGAUGCAGAAUUAAAUUUUAGUGUGGAUUCAUCUGCAAAAGCAAAGAAUGUGUUUGAUCUCAUCUGUCACACUAUUGGUUUACGCGAGACCUGGUAUUUUGGAUUAGCUUAUACAGGAAAGAAUGGAAGUCCGGUGUGGCUGAAACUUGACAAACGGAUUCUUGAUCAAAAUGUUCCACGUUCAAGUGAAGAUGGAUCAGUGGAGCUGAGGUUUCUCGCAAAGUUUUAUCCUGAAGUCCUGGAUGUUGAACUUAUUCAAGAAGUUACCCGUCAUCUUUUUUAUCUUCAGUUUCAACAACUUAUAUUAUCAGAAGAGUUGACAUGUUCACCAGAAGCAGCGAUACUCCUUGCGUCUUUUGCAGUGCAAGCAAAGUUUGGUGAUUAUGAUGAGGAAAUGCACAAACCAGGAUUCUUGGCAAAUGAAAUUCUUUUGCCACAGCAAGUACGCGACCAGUUUCAAUCUGUAACUGGUGAAAUGUGGGAGACUCAAAUAACCUCAUGGUAUGCACAGCACCACGGACUUACAAGAGAUGAAGCAGAACUUGAAUAUUUAAAAAUUGUUCAAGAGUUUGAAAUGAGUGGUGUACAAUACUUUAAAAUAAAGGAUGGAAAUGGUGCUGAUCUGUGGCUGGGAAUUGAUGCAAAAUCUGUAAGCAUGUAUCCGUAUAAUGAUCAACUACAUCCAACUAAAUCUUACCAAUGGAGUGAAUUAGCAGACAUGUCGUAUUAUGGAAAUAAAUUUGUUAUCAAACAAACUACAAGACCCAACAAUACCAAUACUAUCGGUCGAAGGUUCAAUCUAGGAGCUUCUACGUCAAACUUAAAUGUCAAUGCUCCUGAGGAUAUCGUGUUUCUGGUUGAUGAUCCAGAAGUGAAUAAGCUUAUUUUGGAUUUGUGCCGUGGCAAUCAUGAUCUUUUUAUGCAACGAAGAAGAGUUGAUACCAUGGAGAUCCAACAGAUGAAGGAGCAAGCAAGGGAAGAGAAAGCAAGAAAACAGAUGGAGAGAACGAGGCUAACAAAAGAGAAAAACUUGCGUCUUCAAGUACAAAAUGAGAAGAAAGAACUGGAAGAAAAACUUGCACAAUUUCAGGAAGAAAAUCGUUCUGCCGCUGACACAUUAAGACGCUCAGAGGAAACUGCUGAACUUCUUGGCGAGAAAGCCAAAGUUGCAGAAGAAGAGGCACAACUUCUACGAGCAAAACUUAACAAAUCAGAUCAAGAAAUUCAAUCCUUGAAACUGGAGAUUGGAAAAUUACAAGAGGCAAACCACCAGUUACCACAAAAGUUUCUGAAAUACGAGCAGUAUGUUUCCCAGUUAAAUGAGCAAGCACAGGCAAGGGCAGGUGAGCUCAAAAAUGUCCGUGAAGAGCUUUAUGCAACAAAAGCUGCUUUAAACGAUGCAAACAUUAAGUUGAAUUUACUUGCAAAUCAACAUGUUCACCAUUCCCCAAACACUUCAAACAGUGUUCCAAUGAACAUGGGCUUCCUGCCUAUCAACAACCAAAUCCACAGUCAAGUGAUAUCAAUGCCAGGAAUCAACUUAAACAACACUUCACAGUCCAACCAUUCUCCUGCUGUAUCAAAUGCACAAUACUAUCAUAUGUAUGCUGCCAGUAAUGGCUCUGCUCACUCUGUAAAAACUGAUGGUAGUAAUGUAACUGACCGCAAUAGUAAUGAGUUUACAAGUGCUCCUGGAAAUUCCGACAUGCAGCAGUUAUCGCAAGAAAUAGAAAAAGAAAGAAUGGAGUACCAUGUUAAGAGUCGGAACAUUGAACAACAGUUGUUCAACUUACGGUCAGAAAUUGAAGUGCUUAAAGUGGAUGAGAGCAUGACCGGAUUCGAUCAGAAACAGGAUUCAAACCAACCACAUACACAUGAAAUUUCCACUUUCCAAGGUCACAAAGAGACACCUCAGUACUAUGAUGGUUUAUAGCAUUCUGUAGAAGCAGAAAAGGAUUUUAAAUUUACUUUCCACAUGAAUGACUUUACAAAAGUGCAACGUUGUAAGCAUGGGUGCUUAGCUAUAAGCCAUGGAGCGUAGUGAAUAAAUCUUUGUGUAAACCCCAAACUGCAAAGCCUAACAUUUUGUCUUUAUUAUGUGAACACUGUACGUAUGCAUAUUAUGUAUCGGUGCUAUUAAUGUUUUUAUUCUUUAUUAUUUCUGUUUAUGAUUUUCUGUAUGGUGGUGUUUGUAAAUGUACUGUUUAUGUGAUGCUAGCAUUUUCCACAUUGUUUUUUUUUUUAAUUUGAAUUUCUUAACUCAUUACACUUGUUUGUGUGUGCACUUGCUGCUUUUUACAUCACAUGCAACGAGUUAUUUUUAUCAUUUGCCUUCCACAUUAAAAACACCAACCUAAAAAA